ACAUUGGUUUGUAAAAAGUAAAAGUUUUAAAGACAUCUUUUUUGCUUUGUUACAGAAAAUCAUCAAAAAUGGGCAAAGGCGAUCCUAAGAAGCCGAGAGGUAAAAUGUCUUCAUACGCCUUCUUUGUGCAAACCUGCCGGGAGGAGCACAAGAAGAAACAUCCAGAUGCUUCAGUGAACUUUUCAGAGUUCUCAAAAAAAUGCUCAGAACGAUGGAAGACUAUGUCUUCUAAGGAGAAAGGGAAGUUUGAAGAUAUGGCAAAGGCUGACAAGCUUCGUUAUGAAAAAGAAAUGAAAAACUAUGUACCACCGAAGGGGGAAACAAAAAAGAAGUUCAAGGAUCCAAAUGCACCGAAGAGGCCUCCUUCGGCUUUUUUCUUGUUUUGCUCUGAGUUUCGUCCAAAAAUCAAAGGAGAACAUCCUGGUCUGUCCAUUGGGGACGUCGCAAAGAAACUGGGAGAGAUGUGGAACAACACCGCUGCAGAUGACAAACAGCCUUAUGAAAAAAAGGCUGCUAAACUGAAGGAGAAGUAUGAAAAGGAUAUUGCUGCAUACCGGGCCAAAGGGAAGGUUGAUGCAGGCAAAAAAGUAGUUGCCAAGGCUGAGAAGAGCAAGAAGAAGAAGGAGGAGGAAGAAGAUGAGGAUGAAGACGAAGAGGAUGAAGAUGAUGAAGAAGAGGAAGAGGAGGAGGAUGAAGAUGAUGAUGAUGACGAAUAAGUCUCUUUUAGAGCAAUUUCUUUCUUGUCUAUAAAGCAUUUAACCCCCCUGUACACAAAUCACUCCUUUUAAAGAAAAAAAAAAAAUUGAAAUGUAAGGCUGUGUAAGAUUUGUUUUUAAACUGUACAGUGUCUCUUUUUUUGUAUAGUUAACACACUACCGAAUGUGUCUUUAGAUAGCCCUGUCCUUAGUGGUAUUUCAAUGGCCACUAACCUUGCCUGGUACAGUGUGGGGGUUGUAAAUUGGCAUGGGAGUUUUAAAGCAGGUUCUUGUUGGUGCACAGCACAAAUUAGUUAUAUGUGGGGAUGUAGGCCAUUUCUCAUCUUCAGUUGUCUCUGAUGCAUCAUAAAAAUAAUUGUUGUUCUGUUAACUGAAUACCACUCUGUAAUUGCAAAAAGGAAAAAAAAAAAAGAGUUGCAGCUGUUUUGUUGACAUUCUGAAUGCUUCUAAGUAAAUACAAUUUUUUUAUUAGUAUUGUUGUCCUUUUAAUAGGUGCCCUGGAAAAAUCAUACUUUUUCUUUUCUCUCUCUCUUUUUUUUUUUUUUUUUUUUUUUUUUUUUUUUUUGAGGGGAACUCGUCUUUUGCUUUAUUGAAUGCCCGUUUGGGAUCACGGGAAUAUUACAGUUUUCAUCUUUCAUAUAACCAGCUGAUAAACAAAGCUUUGAUCUGCAUACCCUGCAUAAUCAUGAUAGGGUAAGGAAAGAAAUAUAUAGGCAUAUGAUGAAAGAAUAUUCUUCCGUAACUGGAAACAAAACAAAAAAUUCAAUCUCAACAAGCUGAUAUUUGUUCAGAUUUUUGUGAAAUGUAAUAUUCUAUUGAGUUGCAUGAGUUUACCAGUCUUGGAGAGUUGAGAAGUAUAGAGUUCAAUUUUACAGAAAUUAAAUAUUUGGG
Molecule: messenger RNA, 1607 nt
Organism: Egretta garzetta (little egret)
Lineage: Eukaryota; Metazoa; Chordata; Aves; Pelecaniformes; Ardeidae
Gene: HMGB1
Product: high mobility group box 1
Exons: 4
Coding region: 69-716 (215 amino acids)
Biological process (GO): regulation of transcription by RNA polymerase II
Cellular component (GO): nucleus
Molecular function (GO): DNA binding, bending
Source: RefSeq, a predicted model, not a curated record